Messenger RNA from Olea europaea var. sylvestris, 673 nucleotides. RefSeq names its product ferric reduction oxidase 4-like. Gene Ontology annotation, molecular function: oxidoreductase activity. The annotation marks the transcript as partial. The transcript is spliced from 2 exons. The record is from RefSeq and is a predicted model, not a curated record. NCBI's taxonomy places the organism in Eukaryota, Viridiplantae, Streptophyta, Magnoliopsida, Lamiales, Oleaceae. Gene Ontology annotation, cellular component: plasma membrane.
CUACUAAUAUUAGAAGAACUGAAUAACUGAUAAUUGAUGAUGCAGAUGCUUCAAUGGAGCAGUACAUAUUUAUCCAACGUAGCAGGAGUAAUAGCUUUCGUGGUUUCACUGGUGUUGUGGGCAACAAGUUUCGAUCGAAUCAGGAGAAAGCGUUUUGAAGUUUUCUUCUAUGCUCACCAUCUCUACAUUAUCUAUGUAUUCUUCUACAUAUUGCAUGUGGGAGUUGCCUAUUUCUGCAUGAUUCUCCCUGGGAUUUUUCUCUUCCUGAUUGAUAGAUACUUAAGAUUCUUACAGUCAAGAAGGAAGGCCAGAUUAUUCUCAGCGCGCCUUUUGCCUAAUGGCUCCAUGGAACUCACUUUCUCCAAGAAUCCAGGAUUGAGUUUCAACCCCACGAGUGUCUUGUUUGUCCAUGUACCAAGCAUAUGCAAGCUGCAGUGGCACCCAUUUACAGUAAUUUCCAACAGUAACUUGGAGGCAGAUAAGCUCAGUAUUGCUAUAAAAACUGAGGGAAGUUGGACUCAAAAGCUCUAUAAACAACUGUCUUCUUCGUUGGAUCAUCUUCAAUUCUCAACUGAAGGACCUUAUGAACCUUCUUCAUCUCAUUUUCUGAGGUGUGUAUACAUAUUUUGUUUACAGCUUCAUGAAAUUAUACUUUUCUCACUAUAUAAAAGAA